GUACAGCAAUGCAGUCAUGUGAUGGCCACAGAAAGAAUGCCAACAUGGAACUGUGGCAAGGACGGGAUCCCUUUCUGCAAAAAUAAGACGGUGAAAAACUUCGAGGACGGUGCAUUUCGAAAGGUUUUAAUAUAGUUAAUGAUUAUCGACGGUGUAGUGAGAAGCGUGGUUCUCCUGUGUGUCUGGACUGUAUCUGGACUGUAUCAAUGGUGUCGUUAAGCAGCAGAGCGCUGGUCUCUGAUAAUGACCUCUUUAGGGACAGUGUUAGCCUGGUCUCCCUGGGGCUUGUAGAGGGAGAGGGCAGUGAGGGGGGGAGCGAGGGGGGUAGCUUUACUUCCUGUUACAGCCCCGAGGCCGGGGACAUUGGGGCUCGACUCAGCUUCAGCCCUGGAGAGGAGGAGGAUGACGAAGAGGAAGGGGGCCUGCUCCGACUCUAUCUGACCCCCACAGAGGGUCUGCCUGACUUCAGCCCCCGCCUGCCCUCACCCUUCUCUCCCACCAUGGAGGACAUCGAGGAGUUCCUCAGGGAGAAGAUGGAGAGAGAGGGGGUUCUCUUCUCUAGUGAACCCAUAGAGGAGCCAGCUCCCUCCCCUUCCAGCUCCAUGGAACAACCCCUCUCCUCCUCAGGGGGACACAGUGAGCCAGGGACCAGCAAUGCCGCAUCACCCCCCACCCCACAAACCCCCAACACCCCUCACACCCCAAGCCCAUCCCCCCUCACCCCCUCAGUGCUCCUGGGAGCACCCCUGGUUUUCCAUGUCCAGUCCUUUCCUCUGGCCCAGCCUCACCCCCAGACAGGCUCUCCUCCUGGUGCAUCCAGUGGGCUGAGAUUGGCCCACCUGGUUCUGGGACUCCACGGAGGGCAGAACGUUACCCUGCUGGCCUCACAGGUGCCCUCCACCUCAGCCACCCUUCUCAACAUAGCCAGCACGGAUGCUCCAGACCAGAAGUACGUGAAGAUUGCCCCUCUACCGAUCACUGUGAGGGUUGCCGGGGGGCUUGUUGGGGCAACAGUCAUUGGGGGUCACAGUGGAGGGGUUGUGGUCAAAGCUGUGACCCCCCCUAGGGUCAACAGACCCCCUCCUAAAGAGACACUAAGGGUACACAAAUGUUCUCACCCGGGCUGUGAGAAGAUGUACACCAAGAGCAGCCAUCUGAAGGCCCACUUCCGCAGACACACCGGAGAAAAGCCAUACACCUGCAGCUGGCCUGACUGUGUCUGGAGGUUCUCUCGUUCUGAUGAGCUGUCUCGUCACCGGCGCUCCCACUCCGGGGUCAAGCCCUACGAGUGCUCUCUGUGUGAGAAGAAGUUUGCCCGCAGUGACCACCUCUCCAAACACACCAAGGUGCACCGCAGCCCCCGGCCUGGCAGAAUCGUCAGAACUACCGUCUGACCCAGCCAGCAUCUCAACACAGCAAACCCAGCUCAGCCCAAUCGUGAUCCUGAUGCCACCCUUAACCCCGUUGCAGCAUAAUUCUGGACGGCAGAAUUAUUAAUACCUGCCUCUAGAAUUCAGAGCAGCCUGGUCCCAGCCCAGUCCAACCUCAACCCGACCACAGGCUGACAGACUAAUCAGACUCAUCCACUCAGCCCUUCUGCGGGAAGGCCCCGUUAGGGAGUCUGAGUCCUCAUUAGGACACUGGUGCUACAGGAGCAGACCUGGACCAGAACUUAAGAGUAGGGUUCUGAAUCUGAUUCAGACCCUGCUGGCCUCUGCCCUCUUUACCCUCUCCUCCCUCCUGCAGCAGAGCAGAUGAGGGCUUGUCCUGGUGCUAGACAGUGAACUAACAGGUAACGGCCAUCUCAGGGAUGUGAUUGUUCAGCUUAAAGCGGAUUUCAGGCCUUUAGGUUAAAUCACAUCCCCCUGCCACACACACACCUCGUUACCCUUAGCAGAUGACAAGCGUGACAGGCAGCUGCACAAGGUCUAAGUCUCAGAAGAUAAUGUUGUAUAUGUCAUUAGAUUGUGUUUAAAAGACUAUACUGUCACACAUUCUAUUCUACAUAUUAUAUUGCUCUGUGAAUCUGCUUUAGGAGUUAGACCCUCAAGACAGUUUUAGAGGUAAAUGCACUGGCCCAGCUCAUUCUAGCCCAUAAUCUGUGCUAUUAGCCCAGUUGAAAUUUGAAAGUACUGUGUUGAUAUGUGAGCUGCCAGAUUCUCUCAGAGAACAGGUUUGAGUCUAAAUCUCUUACAUAUCCCCUCCUGCUCCCCAUAGUGCCACACCUCUGGCCCAAUCACAUCCCUCCUUGACCCUAACGGCCAAUCCAGUACUGUUAUCACCGCUUCCCUGACCUCAUGCCUCUUUCCACUCCCUAAAAGACGUCAGGGCUGCAGACUAGUGUCUGCUGGUUUUCACCAUGGUGCUUUACUGGUCCAUUAUGUAAUAACUGGUUAGUUAAGAGUCCACUCACACCCACCUGGUUUCCCAGGUUUGCGUCAGAUGCUGAUUGAAGGCAAGUAACUGAGUGAAAACCAGCAGACACCGCGGCCCACCUGGUCCAUGCUCUUAAACCUAUAAGCUCUUUUACAUUCUUUAUGUCUUUGAAAUCAAUGUUAAACUGACAAAAGAGACUCGGCGAAAGCUGCUUAUGUGUAUACUGUAUGUUUUAUACAUUGUCUUUUCAAUGCAAAGCAAUCCGAUAUGAAGAAGUGCUUAGUCAUUUACAGUAGUAAAGGUUAGUAUGUUAGGCCAGCAAGCAAAGCUAGUCAUUUAUAGUGUACAGUACUGUACCUGAAAAGGGCAGCUGAUCGUUGUCCAAUCUGUAUCUGUGAAAUAUAACAUUUACAUGUACAGAACAUAUAGAAGCUCCUAUCCAGAGAAACCCUUAGUCAGUACAUUAAGCUAUCCAGUGGUGUCUGUGCUUGGUGAAACUGUGGAAUGUUAUUGGGGGGUCAUCAGAUCAGCCAGACGGGGGUUAAUUCUGAGACCCACUCUUCCAUUAAUGAGUUAUCCCAUCACACCCCAUCAAGAUGAGCCCUCUGUUCUCAAGUGCACUUAUGUUAGCAGGUCCAGCAGGAGAGGGUUAAGCAUGGAGAAAAGUUAUAGGUAGCCCAACGGCUAAGGAAUUGGACCUGUUGCUGAAAGGUAUCUGGUUCAAAUCCUGGGGCGGGCACUGGAAAAAUAGGUGUGAAUUGAUCUGGCAACUGAAGGGCUACUGUUCUUGUACUGUUGGGCCCUUAACCCCACAGCAUGCUCUUCAUCCAGGGGCCCUGCACUGCAGCUUGAUCCUGUGCUAGUCUCAAAUCAAAUGUUAUUUGUCACAUACACAUGGUUAGCAGAUGUUAAUGCGAGUGUAGCGAAAUGCUUGUGCUUCUAGUUCCGAUAAUACAGUAAUAACCAACGAGUAAUCUAACCUAACAAUUUCACAACAACUACCUUAUACACACAAGUCUCAACUGUGUGUGAUGUGUGCUGUAAGACAUUGACAAUAAAGUUGUUUUCUAAAUGCUAUGCCAAGGACUGGAGGGCUCUGCUACGAGUAUGUAAGCUGUAUCUCUGGAUUUGAGUGUAAAAGGUGCUUUUUCAACAGGCUACUGCACUUAGGAAACCAUAUAGAGAAAACAACAGACUUUUCAGGGUAGCAGUUUUGGCCCAUAUUCCUUGAGAGAAACCAGAGUGGGUACAUGCGCUUUAAACCCACUUAUAUUGUACUCAAAUUUGCAAUCCAUCACUCACAUUUGCCAUCCAUCACAGUGAUUCAGAACUUAUGAUGAGCCAAACUGUUUUUUAAACACAUUUUCUUGCGUGUUGAAUUUGGAUGGGUAAACUCAGAAAGGACCACCACAUCAGUAUCACUGGCAAUCAUCAUCAUUAAAUGGUAUCUUGCCAUUACAGAAACAGUUUGUUGUUUUUUAAGAUUGUUUGUGUAUUUCUUUCUUUGGACAUGACUCGUUUGAUUAGAUCACGACCACAUCAACCCACCGAGACAGACGUCUGACCCAGCUGUGUGUCCAUGACUGAUCUGGUCCCUCUGAUUCAGUCCUAUUGUAAAUAUUCCCCUUUCUGCCUUACUUUCAACCUUAGGUCGCUCUCUCCCAGUAACUUUAUCUAACUACUGUAAUAAUUCAGUUCUGCUGAAAUACACGUUAAAAAAAAAUUGACUACCAGA
Molecule: messenger RNA, 4111 nt
Organism: Salvelinus namaycush (lake trout)
Lineage: Eukaryota; Metazoa; Chordata; Actinopteri; Salmoniformes; Salmonidae
Product: Krueppel-like factor 15
Exons: 3
Coding region: 207-1394 (395 amino acids)
Biological process (GO): regulation of transcription by RNA polymerase II
Molecular function (GO): RNA polymerase II cis-regulatory region sequence-specific DNA binding; DNA-binding transcription factor activity, RNA polymerase II-specific
Source: RefSeq, a predicted model, not a curated record